Lucilia sericata (common green bottle fly) is the source of this 614-nucleotide messenger RNA. RefSeq lists its product as uncharacterized. The record is from RefSeq and is a predicted model, not a curated record. NCBI's taxonomy places the organism in Eukaryota, Metazoa, Arthropoda, Insecta, Diptera, Calliphoridae. The transcript has 2 exons. Bases 259 to 585 code for a protein of 108 amino acids.
ACACCGAAAUUUUUCAAAGAAAACUGUACAUGUUCAACACAAUGGCAGUGUGAAUGUUGUGCCAAAGUCAAUAAUGACCUACUUAAUGUACAUCAAACAUUGUGUGCCGACUGGACUGUGUUUUCUAACUCAUGGGACAUACAGGCCAAUGUACGUUUAAAUGAAAAUGUUUUAUACACUAAUACAUUUUCCGCCUGGAAUGUACCACCAUUUUGUGUUCCCAUAUGGCCGGCAAUAGCAUUGACCGGAUGUGUUCAAAUGCAUAGUAUUACACAACAUGAAUUCAAUACGUUACAUGGUUGUGCAAAUUUAACCAUCAAUUUUAUAGCAUUCAAUUUGGUCAACUUCCAAAUGGGUUGUAUGGAUGUCGGUACGGGUGGCAUUCAAUUUGUUGAUCCCAAUCAUGAAAUUGUAAGUUCGACCACAACGGAAAAGCCUCCAGAAAUUGAAUUGGAAACUAGUGAUUUUGUCAAAACCUCCACUCCUGCUAUGAGUAGUUUGGAGUUAAAUGACAAGGUUACUACAGAGCGUACAUCUACGAUACGUCAGGAUUCAUUGAGUUAUUUAAAAAGUACGAAUUUUUGAAUUGUUAUGAUUAAGCGAUAUUUUUAGAA